AUGUCAAGAUUCAAAAUAUCGGCAGCUCUUUGGGAUAGGAUACAUCAUUUUGCUUCGUUCCCUCAAACGGGUGUCUCGCUUCAGCAAAUGAUCCUCUUUGGUCAGAACCCUUCUCAAGGUACCCUGCUCAAAGCUUCACAGUUCUUAUCGGAAGAGUUACCCAUACGGCUCAGUCAUAGGGUUGUUGAGCUUGAAAGUCUACCGGAUGGUCUCAAUAGGAUGCCUAGUAUAGAAAAGGUCAAGGAGUGGUAUGCGCAGAGUUUUGAGGAACUGGUCACUUUUCCUAAACCAGUCUUGAGCCCGGAACUGUUCGCUCAACUGCGCAUGACACCGAGAGAAGGCCAACAUUUUCCUUCUGCCACCCCUAACCCAUCACUCGAUCCACGACUACAUGAAGGUCCAAUCUCAGCCCUCGAACAAUCCUUUCCUUCCGGAUUUACCGCCCCACCAUCCUCCUCUUCCUCCUUUGUCCCUAACACCAACGGUUCCGGCUAUGGAGCUCAUCGGAUGCGAAUACCAAUGGAAAGAAGAUAUUUCAGUCCACCACCUCCGACCACAAAAUAUCCUCCAGAAGUGCACGACUAUAAUGAUAGAUUUACCAAGCUUCUGCAAAAUAUCAAGAAGCGACAUGAUCCCACAGUCACUACCGUCGCUCUGGGUGUGUUAGAAUGGAAGAGAAAACAGAAGCAUGGAAGGAUAGGUCAGGGAGUCCAAGAAUGGUUGGAUAGGUUUUAUAUGAGCAGAAUAGGUAUACGUUUCUUGAUCGGUCAACACAUCGCCCUCAACACACUCCAGCCUCAUCCUGACUACGUUGGUAUCAUCUGCAAACGCGCAAACGUCCAUGACAUAUGCCACGAAGCCAUCGAGAAUGCCAGAUUCGUAUGCGAGGAACACUAUUCGUUGUUUAAAGGUCCACCCAUACAGUUGUUGUGCGACAAAAAUCUCACAUUCCCGUAUGUUCCUGGACAUCUCUCACACAUCUGUUUUGAACUCUUGAAAAACUCUCUCCGAGCGGUGGUGGAGCGUUACGGCGUAGACAACGAAGAUUCUUUCCCUCCCAUCAAAGUUGUGGUAGUGGAAGGUUCGGAAGAUAUAACCAUCAAGAUCUCUGAUGAGGGUGGUGGGAUUCCCAGGAGUGCGGUGCCUAUGAUCUGGACGUAUCUUUACACCACCAUGAGCGAUGAAGGUCUCGAGGCGAAUAUCGAAAGUUCAGAUUUCAAAGCUCCCAUGGCUGGUUUUGGGUAUGGUCUCCCUCUUUCCCGUUUAUACGCCAGAUUCUUCGGUGGAGACCUUCGUUUGAUCUCAAUGGAUGGGUAUGGUACCGAUGUGUAUAUCCACCUCAACAAGCUAUCUUCCAGGUGA
This is a messenger RNA of Tremella mesenterica DSM 1558, 1362 nucleotides long. RefSeq lists its product as uncharacterized. Gene Ontology annotation, molecular function: pyruvate dehydrogenase (acetyl-transferring) kinase activity. The transcript is spliced from 11 exons. Lineage: Eukaryota; Fungi; Basidiomycota; Tremellomycetes; Tremellales; Tremellaceae. The record is from RefSeq and is a predicted model, not a curated record. Gene Ontology annotation, cellular component: mitochondrion. Gene Ontology annotation, biological process: protein phosphorylation; regulation of glucose metabolic process. Bases 1 to 1362 code for a protein of 453 amino acids.